This is a messenger RNA of Micropterus dolomieu (smallmouth bass), 2312 nucleotides long. RefSeq names its product sodium channel, voltage-gated, type IV, beta b (gene scn4bb). Gene Ontology annotation, molecular function: sodium channel regulator activity; transmembrane transporter binding. Bases 531 to 1220 code for a protein of 229 amino acids. The record is from RefSeq and is a predicted model, not a curated record. Gene Ontology annotation, cellular component: membrane; voltage-gated sodium channel complex. Gene Ontology annotation, biological process: cardiac muscle cell action potential involved in contraction; regulation of ventricular cardiac muscle cell membrane repolarization; regulation of sodium ion transmembrane transporter activity. NCBI's taxonomy places the organism in Eukaryota, Metazoa, Chordata, Actinopteri, Centrarchiformes, Centrarchidae. The transcript has 6 exons.
GAGGGACGGGCUGGGAGAAGAGUCAGCUUUAGUGUGGCUCUACUGAGGAGGAAUGAGAACAGCGGCUUUUCCUCCUAUUCGACCGUCUCUCUACGUUUCUGUCUUUCCAUUUGUCUCCCCCUCUCCUCUCUAAUUUUCUCUCACCCUGGAUGCCGCUGCAAUGUGGCCGUCUCUGCAGUGAAAGUGCUAGCUGGCGGAUUCUCCUUGAGUGAACCCUGACUGUGCGCAGUGAGUGUUUGCUGCUCCACCGCUGUCCUGUACACACUGACUCAGCUGUGCAGUGCAGCCUGCCGGCCUCUGAGGGAACACCGGCCGCAGGAGCAGUCUCUUCCACAGGAGUGCUGUUGGGGCUGACGGACAGUCUCACUAUACCCAGUGCCUCGUUUGGGGUCCAGACACGCAGACAGCAGGUUCCAGAUUGAAUCCAGUAUACUAGAGAGGCCAGGUUGUGCCAAAGGAUAUUUUACUAGCCAUCUAGAGCCCGGGCUGGAUCCUGCAGCAGUAGUGGUUUUGGAGCACACCUGGCUGCCAUGGAGGUCCAGUGGGUUGGGGUUGAACCCCCAAAGCUGGGCCCUCCGUACACAGCCGUCGGCCUGAUAUUCUCUAUGCUGCUUGGUAUGUGGUCUGCUCAGGCCCUUGAGAUGUCUGUAGGGAAGAUUCCCUUCCUGGAGGCAGUGAAUGGCAGCACAGUCACUUUGCCUUGCUCAUACCUCAGCUGUAUCGGCAUCAAGAACCUCUACUUCAACUGGCAAUUCAAUGACAACGGCACCAUGCAGAAGGUGUGUGAGUCAGUGAUACCAUCAGAGGAUGUGGUGCCACAUGUGAGUAUAUAUCGUGAGCGGGUGGAGUUUGUCGGGAAGAACAACAACAUCUCCAUCGUGCUGUGGAAUAUCACCUUCGAGGAUGGAGGCCAGUACACUUGUUUUGGACGCAACCCCAAAGAAAAGGGGAAGAACCACAGUGCCAUCUUCACCCUCAUUGUGGUGGACGAGUUGAGGGUGGUGGACAACACGCUGGCCACCAUCAUAGCCUCAGCUGUGGGUGGAGCCAUAGCAUUGAUAAUGGGCUUCAUGUUGCUCAAGAACUUCACUCUGUUUGUUCUCGCGAAGCUUGAGGAGAAAAAUAAGGAGUGCCUUGUAACUUCAUCAGGGAUCGACAACACAGAUAAUGGCCUCUCAGGAUCCAAAGCUGAUUCAAAACCAACACCAAAAAAGAAAUGAGAAAGAGCAUGUAUAUAAAACCAUAUGAAUACUCAUAUUUAUAUACCUUCUUUGCAUAUAUUUGGAUAUGCACAUGUGUUUGCACACAUGCAAAUUAAUUAUGUUCAAGUUGGGAUCCUGAAAUCUCUGCCUCGCUGUGGCCUCAAAAGGGAAUAUAUACAUAUGCACACAAUGCUUAUGUGCACGGAAAACUAACUGUGCAUAUGAUAUACAACGAAAGAAUGUGCAAAUCAUGAGUUCACACAUGAUUAUUUAAAACGCAUUUUAAUAAUUUACAUCUACUACUACUUACAUAUACUAAGAUGUAAUUGCCACUACCAGAAACACUUCAGCUUGGCUUAUUUAUGGUUAUUUGGUCUCCCAUAUAUCUACCUCUUUUGCCCACAUGACCAGAAAACACAUUAAAUGUGUCUUUGUUUUUUUGGGUGUGUUUUGAAUAACAAGUUGAAGGGAACCAUUAACUCUGUCUGGUAAUAAUUAAUUAUUUGACAAGAAAGUUAGUGUGCACUUUUACUCAAUGAAAUGUGGCACAUUUGUCUCUAUGGAAAACAUUGUUCCCAAGUUGUCUCUGGUUAUACUGUGGGGCUGAAAAUGAAUCAUAGACAGUGGAAGAAAACACACUGCUCUGGCAGGCUUAUUUCAUCUGAUUGAUUCCGCACUGUUUCCGCACUGUAUAAUAAAAACAUGCAAGUGGGAUGAGUUUAUUCAUGAAUAUUUGGUCAUUUUAAUCAUUCCCACUGGAAAUGUCAUCACCUGAUACAUACUUACCAAGCAAGUAAACAUAUUGAUUGGCAACCUCUCCUUCAACACACUGGUUUUGUGUUUUGUACUUUGACCAAUAGAAAUUACUUUAAAUACACAGUGGAGCACCAAGAAGGUACAGUAAUUAAUUUUAAGAAAGACCCAAUUUAAAAUUCUGUGUAGACACAGGUGCUGCUUAUAGCUAGCAAUUCACAGGGAUUCUGCAGUGAUUAUAAGAUAAGGGAGAGUAUGCUUAUCAGUAAGCUAAGUGUCUCUGGCAGAUGGUAUCUUUUUGUACUCAUUACAACUAAAUGUGCACAUUUUAUUAAAGUAUGUGGAUGUUUGUGUGGA